Pleuronectes platessa (European plaice) is the source of this 6228-nucleotide messenger RNA. RefSeq lists its product as uncharacterized. NCBI's taxonomy places the organism in Eukaryota, Metazoa, Chordata, Actinopteri, Pleuronectiformes, Pleuronectidae. The record is from RefSeq and is a predicted model, not a curated record. Gene Ontology annotation, biological process: xenobiotic metabolic process. Gene Ontology annotation, cellular component: cytoplasm; intracellular membrane-bounded organelle. Gene Ontology annotation, molecular function: oxidoreductase activity, acting on paired donors, with incorporation or reduction of molecular oxygen, reduced flavin or flavoprotein as one donor, and incorporation of one atom of oxygen; iron ion binding; heme binding.
CACUUCAACAGCCACUUAUUGAUGGUCCUCUGGAAGUGCAAACAAAGAAAAACUUUGAUGAACUCACCCACUGAACACAUGUAGACGAUCCUGCUCUAUAUCACCGAAGUUAGAGAAGAUAUCGAUUUUAUUACAUCCGGGAAUUUGCCCUGAGUUAAAUAUAAAACUAGAGCACCAUCGGAAUCACUGCAGAUUUCCCCUUUGGAUCCAGCGGCAGCAGGUUGUGAGGAUGGAUGGGCUCUUUGGAUUGUCCGUUUUCUCUGUGUGGCCGUGGCAGGACGUUCGCAGUCUGCUCAUCUUCACUCUGGUCUUCUUGGUGAUAGCAGAGUGUUUGAGGACCCGUCGUCCCAGCGGUUUUCCUCCAGGACCCCGGGUUCUUCCUCUUGUGGGGACCAUGUUGUCCCUUGACUUUAAGAAUCUCCAUAGACAAAUGACCCAGUUGGCAGAGAAGUAUGGGAAUGUGUACAGCCUUAAGAUGGGCUCCUCCUGGGUAGUGGUGUUGAAUGGCCUUGACGCCCUUCAAGAAGGUCUACUCACCAAGGGAGACAUCCUGGCGGGCCGACCGUUAAUUCCUCUUCAUACUGACGUGCUUCCUGAUCUGGGUAUUAUCUUUACCAACGGAUACUUGUGGAAACAGCAAAGACGAUUUGCCCUCUUCACUCUCAAGUACUUUGGAGUUGGCAAGAGAUCCCUGGAAUCUACCAUACAGGAUGAAUUCAAUCACCUAUCUAGAGAGAUUGCUGGUCAUGAAGGCAAACCCUUCAAUCCUCACUUGGCUAUAAACAAUGCCGUGUCCAACAUCAUCUGCUCCCUGGUGUUUGGUCACCGCUUUGAGUACGGCGAUGAGAAGUUUCUCACCUUGAUCAAGUUGAUUGAUACGGGAACUCAAAUCGAGGGCUCCAUUUGGGCUCAGCUGUACAAUGAGUUUCCCAUGCUGAUGAGACGUCUGCCAGGCCCUCACCACACUCUUCAGAAAAUCUAUGGUGAAAUGGUGAAGUUUAUGAAAAUAGAAAUCAAUCAGCACAAGAAAGACUGGGACCCCGCGGAGCCCAGAGACUUCAUCGACUGUUACCUGACUGAGAUUCAGAAGAGCAAGGAGGACGAUAAAGAGGAUGCUGGUUUUCACGAGAAUAAUUUGGUGAUGUGUUCGUUUGAUCUGUUCGGAGCCGGCACUGAGACCACAUCCACCACCCUGCGCUGGGCUCUGCUCUACAUGACCAAGUACCCGGAGAUUCAGGAGAAAGUCCAGGCUGAAAUAGACCAAGUGAUUGGACAGUCCAGGCAGCCGUGCAUGGAGGACCGUAAAGACAUGCCCUACACUGAGGCCGUCAUCCACGAGGUGCAGAGGAUGGCCAACAUCGUUCCUCUGGGGCUGCCUCACUCCGCCAUCAGGGACCUCCAGCUGGGAGGCUACUCACUCCCAAAGGUAAUUUCUUGCACUGUGUAUUGUCUUUUCCCCUUCCAUCCACACUCUCUCUCCAACCACUCAUCCUGAUGCAUUUCUCAGGGCGUCACAGUGAUUCCUAAUCUGACCUCGGUGCUGUUCGAGAAGAGCAAGUGGGAGACGCCCUUCACCUUCAACCCGGGACACUUUCUGAAUGAGGAGGGAAGGUUUGUGAAGAAGGCUGCGUUCGUCCCUUUCUCUGCUGGUAAGCGGGUGUGUCUCGGGGAGAACCUGGCCAGGAUGGAGCUCUUCGUGUUCUUCACCUCCUUCAUGCAGCAAUUCACCUUCUCCAUGCUUCCUGGGGUGCAGCCUGUCUUAAAGCCCCGCAUUAGCAUCAUUCUUUCACCCCAACACUAUGAAAUCUGUGCCACGCAGCGUCCACUGAACACAUGUAGACGAUCCUGCUCUAUAUCACCGAAGUUAGACAAGAUAUCGAUUUUAUUACAUCCGGGAAUUUGCCCUGAGUUAAAUAUAAAACUAGAGCACCAUCGGAAUCACUGCAGAUUUCCCCUGUGGAUCCAGCGGCAGCAGGUUGUGAGGAUGGAUGGGCUCUUUGGAUUGUCCGUUUUCUCUGUGUGGCCGUGGCAGGACGUUCGCAGUCUGCUCAUCUUCACUCUGGUCUUCUUGGUGAUAGCAGAGUGUUUGAGGACCCGUCGUCCCAGCGGUUUUCCUCCAGGACCCCGGGUUCUUCCUCUUGUGGGGAACAUGUUGUCCCUUGACUUUAAGAAUCUCCCCAGACAAAUGACCCAGUUGGCAGAGAAGUAUGGGAAUGUGUACAGCCUUAAGAUGGGCUCCUCCUGGGUAGUGGUGUUGAAUGGCCUUGACGCCCUUCGAGAAGGUCUACUCACCAAGGGAGACACCCUGGCGGGCCGACCGUUUCUUCCUCUCUAUACUGACGUACUUCCUGAUCUGGGUAUUCUCUUAACCAACGGAUACUUGUGGAAACAGCAAAGACGAUUUGCCCUCUUCACUCUCAAGUACUUUGGAGUUGGCAAGAGAUCCCUGGAAUCUACCAUACAGGAUGAAUUCAGUCACCUAUCUAGAGAGAUUGCUGGUCAUGAAGGCAAACCCUUCAAUCCUCACUUGGCUAUAAACAAUGCCGUGUCCAACAUCAUCUGCUCCCUGGUGUUUGGUCACCGCUUUGAGUACGGCGAUGAGAAGUUUCUCACCUUGAUCAAGUUGAUUGACACGGCAUCUCAAAUCGAGGGCUCCAUUUGGGCUCAGCUGUACAAUGAGUUUCCCAUGCUGAUGAGACGUCUGCCAGGCCCUCACCACACUCUUCAGAAAAUCUUUGGUGAAAUGUUGAAGUUUAUGAAAAUAGAAAUCAAUCAGCACAAGAAAGACUGGGACCCCGCGGAGCCCAGAGAUUUCAUCGACUGUUACCUGACUGAGAUUCAGAAGAGCAAGAAGGACGAUAAAGAGGAUGCUGGUUUUCACGAGAAUAAUUUGGUGAUGUGUUCGUUUGAUCUGUUCGGAGCCGGCACUGAGACCACCUCCACCACCCUGCGCUGGGCUCUGCUCUACAUGACCAAGUACCCGGAGAUUCAGGAGAAAGUCCAGGCUGAAAUAGACCAAGUGAUUGGACAGUCCAGGCAGCCGUGCAUGGAGGACCGUAAAGACAUGCCCUACACUGAGGCCGUCAUCCACGAGGUGCAGAGGAUGGGCAACAUCGUUCCUCUGGGGCUGCCUCACUCCGCCAUCAGGGACCUCCAGCUGGGAGGCUACUCAGUCCCAAAGGGCGUCACAGUGAUUCCUAAUCUGACCUCGGUGCUGUUCGAGAAGGACAAGUGGGAGACGCCCUUCACCUUCAACCCGGGACACUUUCUGAAUGAGGAGGGAAGGUUUGUGAAGAAGGCUGCGUUCGUCCCUUUCUCUGCUGGUAAGCGGGUGUGUCUCGGGGAGAACCUGGCCAGGAUGGAGCUCUUCGUGUUCUUCACCUCCUUCAUGCAGCAAUUCACCUUCUCCAUGCCUCCUGGGGUGCAGCCUGUCUUAAAGCCCCGCAUUAGCAUCAUUCUUUCACCCCAACACUAUGAAAUCUGUGCCACGCAGCGUUAAGUGUGACACUCCUCAAGCUUUAAGUUGGAUUUCAGAACAGCUGCAGUCAGGGGCGCCGAAAAGGGGGGGUAAAGGAGACGGAUUCUAGGGGCCCAUGAUGGAGGGGGGCCCAGAGAGGCCCCUAAUGAUGAUGAAAUUAUAAUACAGAAAAAAUAAUGACACUAAGUUAUUAACUAACAUAUAAUCACACAUGUUUUAUUUUCCAUGACCUGGUAACAAUUCCUUUAUUUGUUUUGGAAGCAUCAACCCCUGCAGGGCCCCCCCUUCCCCCCCUCUAUUUACGUAAAAUGGUUCAGUCCGACUGGAUCAGCUGCAGCCGGUAGUGCACCAGCGAUUUGUCACAGACAGCGCCACAGCGGGCAAAGUGGAGGAGACAGCAGUAUGCCUCAAAAAUCAGGCAGCCAAAAAAGAAAGGAAAAUAAAUUAAGAGAGGAGAAGGAGUUGAAGGGUCGACAAUAUGUCACCCAGUAUUUCCAAAAAAAAGGUGGGUUUGUUGUGGUGGAAAGUUAUGGAUAUUAACUUUGUCCCUGUCUGUGGUCUAUAAGCUAGCUCACUUUUCUCACCAUGUUAGCUCAAGAAAACUCUGGAUUUUUACAUUUUACUGCUAUAUUAGUUAAAUAAUCAAUCCAGUCAAACAUUUAUCAAGCUGUUCUUAUUCAAUAAUAGUUGAUCUCCCCUCUGUCAAAAUGAUGCCUCAUUCUGAACAGAGUCAAGUGCACCAGAGGCUGCAGCAGCUGUCUGUCAGCCCCCAACUCCCCCUGCCCCUGAAUCAGCCCCAGUGCCCCCACAUGAGGAAGGAGGUGAGCAGCUGUGUGUGUUGAAAUAAUAAUAAUAAUAAUAAUACAUAAUAUAAUACAAAAUAUAAUACAUUUUACUACAGUCUCAAAACAAUACAAAGAUGAAGGUAAUUCAUUAAUUAAAAUGAAUUAAAUAAAAGGCAUUUUGAACAAUUUUAAUGGUUUAAAAAGCAUAAACCCUUUUAAAAAAUGAAACAGAAGACGUGCAGUAAGAACAGAGGAGAACAUCUGUGGUGUGUGCAGCAGACUGGGGUGACUGCUCUCAGUCCAAUCAGAGAAGUUUACAUGUUGGUGACUAUGCUAUUACAAAUAGUUAUAUUAUAGGAAAUCCUAUAUAAUUAAUGUAUGUCAUGUACACUCUACAGAGCCAGGUCCAGGACCCUCUUCUGGUUUGUCAGGGAGGGAUGUGGAGGAAGUGGAGGAAGAGAUGGAAGAGGGUACAGAUGACAGUGAGAGUUCAGUAAACUAAAAAUGAUAAAAAACUAUUUGAGGUCCACAAUGUCUCAGGAAAGACUUUGCAGUCUUGCCAUGCUGUCAAUUGAGAGUCAGUUGGCUAGAAAGCUGGACUUCAAAGACCUGAUAAGUGAUUUUGCACAUGAGAAGGCUCGGCGUUGGGCUUUUGGUGAGAAGAGUUGAGCAAGGACCAGUGAUUGAAAGGUUGCAAAAGGAAGCUUGACUCAGUCGGCAACGUUAUAUUAUAUAUAUAUUUGCCAUUCUUUCAUAUAUUAAGUUCUACUUAAAUGAUGAGAAAUCAUAUAUGGCCAUUUUGUAUUCUGAUGGCGUUUUUGUUUUUGCUGAGAUUUUUUUCUCUCCACUGAUUAUAAUUGCUAUUUUUUCAUGGAAGAGUUUAUUUCCAAUUUAAGAAUCAGUGGUGCAGCAAAUAAAUGACUCAAAAUUAAUUCCAUUGUAUUCAGAGUGCUCAGUUCUUCCCCUACUGUACAUGUCAACUGUCAUGCUGUUCUUCUUUCACAAAUAUGGUAAUGAUAGUCAAAAAUACCAUUAAAAUGCAUAAUUGUAUGUAAAAUAGCAUCAAAAAAUUUUGCCGCUGUGUUGGGGGCCCUGUAAAGGUUCUUUUCAUGGGGCCCAAAAUCCCUAGCGGCGCCCCUGGCUGCAGUAAUGAAUACAGUAUUUUGGCCACUUGGAGGCAGAAGAUGUUUACGACAAGCUGACACAUUAUCGUCUUUUUUUAUUUUUGCUUUUGCCCAGUGUUCUGGAUAACAUUUGCCUCUUGACAGUUCACUUCUGUGAAACAAUAUUAGCUGUGUUUCUUGCAGAAUUGUAAGUCCAAUAUACAGUAUAUAUAGUAUCCAAUAUUGUGUAUCUACCAUCCCCCGAAGAAUCAUAUAUGCCAUUUGAUGCAAGGCAGGUAAAACAAUGAGCUAAAGACAGACAGAUGCAGAGUUAGGUGACAGUAACAUGUUGUCGGUUUGUCUCUGUGUGAAGCUUUUCAAUUACAAUUUUACAAUUUCAAUGUGAAAAUCUAAAUGUUUUUGUUAGCUGGAGUUCUAGUGAGAUUAUGCAAGAACUAUUAAACCGAUUUGCAUAUGCACGGAUGUUGCUUGGGAGGAAUUUCAACACAUGUAAAUUAAGGGUCAGACCCAUUUUGACUUUCUUACAAUAUAUUUUAUGACAAAUAAAUCAUUGAGGUUAUCAGACCAUUUCAUUUUUUCUUUUAAAUGCCUGCUUUAAGAACUGGACAAUUAUAUUCAUCAUGGAUGUUUAGCCUUAGCAGAGGUGUGUACAGUGGUUUAAGACAUCUCUCACCAGUGUAUUUAUGGGAAACAGAAAUGCAAGAGCCACAAAAUGGAAACACAGCCACAGUGUGUGACUAUUGAUACUGACAGUGAAACAGUAAUUUACUGGGGGUUGACACAAUUUGUAUGAGUGUGUGCAAUGUGAUGUGGAUCAAAAUAAAAAUCUGUAUUUACUCUA